This is a messenger RNA of Aspergillus puulaauensis, 2073 nucleotides long. Its product is annotated as peptidase S41 family protein. The record is from RefSeq and is a predicted model, not a curated record. The coding region runs from base 1 to 2073 and encodes 690 amino acids. Lineage: Eukaryota; Fungi; Ascomycota; Eurotiomycetes; Eurotiales; Aspergillaceae. Gene Ontology annotation, molecular function: serine-type peptidase activity. The transcript has 4 exons. Gene Ontology annotation, biological process: proteolysis.
AUGUUUACAAAAUCAUCACUCCUACUCGCCCUCGGGGGGAGCGCCCUUGUGGGUGCAGUCCCCAGGGCUGCACACUCCCAGGACCCAUGCGCGCAGUUGGCCCAGACCAAGGGAACCCAAUACCCGGCCGAAGCAGCCUUAAAGUGUCUGCACUCGUUACCAUUCGAGCCAAAGAGAGCCGUGGCCUACAUUGACGACCUGGAGAAAUACCUGCAGUUUCACUCUACUGCAGACAGUGUGAGCAACCCCCCGAAGACGUAUGAAUCUCAGGCGGUCGACUUCUGGGAAGGGUUGGAAGACAUCAAGAGGAAGGCCAAGCAGGGCAAAUACAGCAGCCAAUAUGACUUCGACACCGCUCUGUACGAGCAUUUCAUCCAUGUGCAUGAUGGUCACUUGAAUGUCAUUGGAUGCUCGCUCAGUGCACUUUCAUUCGUGGCCCAGGAAUCACUGGUCUCGUUUUCGCCCGACGGACUCGAGCUGCCGGAUAUCUACACUAUUGGGGAUGCAAAGGUUCUCAACAAGGAUGCGAACGCCAAAGUUUCCCCCGUGGUUACAAUCAACGGCGAGGAGGCUUCUUCUUACCUUGAGACCCUGGCAGAAGGGAGCCAGGUAAACCAGGACCCUGACGCUCGGUACAACGCGAUGUUUUACUCGCUGUUCCGACCCAAGAACCAAAUGGCAGGAUUCAACGCUGGGUCCGGGGCCGUAUACCCCGGCGUCAACGAGUACACCCUGGGAUAUGCCAACGGGUCCACGAGUACGGCCAACGUGGUAGCAGUCCCCAGUGCGGGUGAGUUCAAGUAUACAAGCGGCAAGGAGGUUUACAAUGCCCUCUGCGUGCCCAAGGACGAGUCCGCGUCAACCUCCACGCCCGCGGCAUCCUCGACAGCCACGCCAUCCCCCAGCACCAGCGCUCCUGCUACGAGCUCUGCCUCUGUGACGCCAAGCCCCAGUGCCCAACCUCCGCAACCGGGAUACCCCAAGGCUGUCGUUCGCGACGAGGACACUGACAUCGCCGGCUAUCUGCCCAACGACCCCACGCUCAAGGACGCUGCUGUGCUGCGAGUGCCAACCUUCGAGGUUGGGGAGGCAACGGGCGGCACUGCCUUUGACUCAAAUGUGGUUGCCAGGUUCCUCAAGAAGGCCAAGGCUGAAGACAAGAAGAAGCUCAUCGUUGAUUUGACUGCCAACGCGGGAGGGAAUCUUGCGUAUGGAUGGAAUCUGUACAAAAUCCUCUUCCCCAAUUCGAAGCUGUACUCUUCCACCCGUCUGCGCGCCCACGAAGGCCUCCACCUGCUCGAGCGAGCCGCAUACAAAUUCCUUGAUACUUUCAGCGACGACGAUUUUGAAAAAAGCGAGAAGCUCGACACUAUUAGGUAUGAGGCGAUUAACUGGGCGGGAUUCCUGACGCCCAACCAGAGCUAUGAGUUCCAGUCUGCGGACGAAUUAUACGGCCCUGAGGUUGUGCUGCACUCGAAUAUGACCAGGGCUCACUCCCACGACUUCGAAAUCGAGUCCGACUGGCAGACCCCCAUCCAGGGCUUCAAUGACAUUCCUAAGAACUUCACCCAACCACCCUUCGCCCCCGAGGACAUCUUCAUCAUCACGGACGGUGACUGCGGAUCCACCUGCCCGGUCUUCACCACUCUGAUGCAGUACGAGGGCGUCAAGACCCUCACGUUCGGUGGACGCCCCCAGCACGGACCCAUCCAAGCGCUCGGAGGAACCCGCGGCGGUCAGGUCCUGGAGGCUUCAGCGAUCCAGCAAUCUAUGCUGCAAGCUCAUGAAUUGGGCAAGGAAUAUGAAUUCCUUUCCGAGGACGAGCUCAAGACACUAGCGGCUGUCAGCCCCGCGAAGAAGGCCUCUCUAGUUGCUACGAUCAGAAUCAACUUCCGCGACACGUUCAGCAAGCACGACAAGGACAGCGUCUUGCCCUUGCAGUAUGCCUACGAGGCCUCGGACUGCCGCCUCUUCUACACCAAUGAGAAUCUCUUCUCUGCUGAGAGCUAUUGGACCGAUGCUGCCAACGCGAUCUGGGGUGAUGCCGAGUGUGUCAGGGACUCGCGGGCUUAA